AUGAAGCUCGUCAACCUUGUUGCUACUACUCUAUCCCUCUGUGCCGCUUCUCAGCCGCUUGCAAGCACCAAAUCGAAGUCGAGCGAUGUCUGGAUCGGCUUGAACUUGAAUCAAUGUCUCACCAAUGCCAGCACCAUCCCCCUGCCGAAUCUGGCGGCUCAGCAAGAUACAGCUCGGGCGGUCAUAGAAGCCUACAAUGCCUGGGACAUCGACGACAUCAUGGCCUAUCGGUCGCCCGAUUGCAAGCACCGUGUGCUACCGGCCUCUAUGAACCGGGCUGCCAAGAGCAACGCUGAAUAUCGCGCGUACCUCAGCGCCAUCAUGCCUCUGUACUCCAACUUUACCGUCGAUGUGAAGGAAGAGAUCCACGAUGCUGCGACGCGUACAUGUAUCAUACACGCGUCUAGCAAGGCGGAAACGAAGAUUGGGCCCUACGCGAACGAAUAUGCGUUGAUCUUGACCUUUACGGAAGACGGCAGGAAAGUGAUCAAGUUCGACGAGUUUGUCGACUCAGCGUACUCUCAGCAGUUUGUUGCAGCGCUGGCGAAGGCGGAGCCCGCUCAGUAA
Molecule: messenger RNA, 567 nt
Organism: Alternaria atra
Lineage: Eukaryota; Fungi; Ascomycota; Dothideomycetes; Pleosporales; Pleosporaceae
Exons: 3
Coding region: 1-567 (188 amino acids)
Source: RefSeq, a predicted model, not a curated record